Cucurbita pepo subsp. pepo (vegetable marrow) is the source of this 1574-nucleotide messenger RNA. Lineage: Eukaryota; Viridiplantae; Streptophyta; Magnoliopsida; Cucurbitales; Cucurbitaceae. The record is from RefSeq and is a predicted model, not a curated record.
GUCGGAGUGCGGGCGGCGGCGGCGGCGACUGGGCCUACUUUUCCACGGAUUAUUGGGCCUUUUCCUAUCGGACGUGGAAACCAGAAUUUUGCCGACUGCAAAAUAAUGCCCCUACGAAUCUCAAACAAUGGAUCGUUCCGAGAAAGAACGAGCCUUGUUUUAGCUAGUUAAGACAUAUAUUAUGACCGAACAACGGUUUGUUCUAGCUUACCUUAACACUCUCUCUGUCUGUCCCUUCUCCCUGUUCUUUUUUGGGUUUCGUUUGGGAAGACCCAACAACCAGACCAAUAUUAGUUGCAUCCACUCUUGACCUCAUGAACUGUCCAUUCAGAACACUCAAAUGCAGCCCUGCAAGAAAGCAGCCAAAACUGAAAGUGGUGCCUUUAAAAAGCUUGAUGCAAGGGCAUUGAAGAAAUGAGUGGUAAAAGAUGGGUAUCUCAAAUCUCUCCCCUUGCCUUGUUUAUGGGCUGAUGGGGCUUUGUGGUUUCUUGUCUGUGAGCCACAGCUUGACGUUGGAUUACUAUGCCAAAACUUGUCCCACUGUGUUGCAGGUUGUGAGGAAAGAGAUGGAGUGUGCAGUGCUUUCUGACCCACGCAAUGCAGCUUUUGUUGUCCGCUUGCACUUCCAUGACUGCUUUGUUCAGGGGUGUGACGGGUCGGUUCUGCUGGACGACACGAUAACGUUGCAGGGAGAGAAAAAGGCUUCCACCAACAUUCACUCCUUGAAAGGCUUUAGAAUCAUUGACAGGAUAAAGAAUAGCCUUGAAUCUGAAUGUCCAGGGAUUGUUUCUUGUGCAGACAUACUCACUAUUGCAGCCAGGGAUGCAGUCAUUCUGGUGGGCGGUCCUUACUGGGAGGUUCCUCUAGGAAGAAUGGAUUCCACAACUGCAGGUUAUGAACUAGCAGACACAAAUCUUCCCUCUGCCAAUGAGGGGCUUCUGAGUAUCAUCUCCAAGUUUCUUUAUCAGGGUCUCUCUGUCACUGACAUGGUAGCUCUAUCAGGAGCGCACACGAUCGGGAUGGCGAGGUGCGAGAAUUUCAGAGAAAGGAUUUACGGGGAUUUUGAAGCAACUUCCAACGACGGUAACAACCCGAUCUCGAAGUCGUAUCUCGACAAGUUGAGAUCUAUCUGCCCUCCAGUUGGGAAAGCUGCAGAGAACAACAUAACAGCAAUGGACAAUGUGACACCAGAGGUGUUUGACAACUCCUAUUUCCAUAUGCUGAUGAGAGGAGAAGGGCUUAUGAACUCAGACCAGGAACUGUAUUCAAGCCUUCUUGGCAUGGAAACAAGAGCACUGGUGAAGAAAUAUGCUGCUGAACCACUUGCUUUCUUUCAGCAAUUCUCUGAUUCCAUGGUGAAGUUGGGGAAUAUCACUAAUUCUGAUAGCUUUUUCACUGGGGAAGUUAGAACAAACUGCAGGUUUAUCAACACUUGAUAUCAUUUUUUGUGUUCCUAUGAAGAAAUUGCUAUCUGUUCUUUAACAUUGCUAUCUGUUCUUUACAUUGUAUGAAAUUCUGGGUUUGUUUCUUGGAGUUUAGAAAUCUUUGUAUUCUUGGAUUUGAAUAAUGAAAUG